This is a messenger RNA of Phascolarctos cinereus (koala), 5828 nucleotides long. The record is from RefSeq and is a predicted model, not a curated record. Lineage: Eukaryota; Metazoa; Chordata; Mammalia; Diprotodontia; Phascolarctidae.
GAGCGCAGCAGCAGCGGGAGGAGAGGAGAUUCAGCCUUCAACCUCUAAACACCCCAACAGAUCUGGGGGGAGGGAGGAGAACGAGAGAGAGAGAGAGAGAGAGAGAGAGAGAGAGAGAGAGAGAGAGAGAGAGAGAGAGAGAGAGAGAGAGAGAGAAGCGGAGGGUUGCUGCUCGCCUCCUGGGCGGAGACACACACACACACACACACACACACACACACACACACACACCAGCACACGCACGCACACACCACCUCAGCACCCAGAUAGAGGGGGAGCGGGAAAGCGGCAGCGGAGGAGGAGGAAGGAUGCAAGGGAAGAAGCCGAGCGGCUCUUCGGGCGGCGGUGGCAACGGAGGCAGGAGCGGCGAGCUGCAGGGGGAUGAGGCGCAGAGGAACAAGAAGAAGAAAAAGAAGGUGUCCUGCUUCUCCAACAUUAAGAUCUUCCUGGUGUCCGAAUGCGCCCUGAUGCUGGCGCAGGGCACGGUGGGCGCUUACCUGGUCAGUGUCUUAACUACCCUAGAGCGGAGAUUUAACCUGCAGAGUGCUGACGUCGGCGUAAUCGCUAGCAGCUUUGAGAUUGGUAACUUGGCCCUCAUCCUCUUUGUGAGCUACUUCGGAGCCAGGGGACACCGGCCGCGUUUAAUAGGGUGUGGUGGAAUAGUCAUGGCCUUAGGAGCUCUGCUUUCUGCCCUGCCUGAGUUCCUGACCCAUCAAUAUAAGUAUGAGGCUGGAGACAUCCGGUGGGGAGCCAGAGGACGGGAUGUGUGUGCUGCCAACGGGUCUACCAGCAACAAGAGACCAGACCUGGAGCUGAUCUGCAGGAAUAGGACUUCCACCAACAUGAUGUACUUGCUUCUCAUUGGUGCACAGGUCCUACUGGGGAUUGGUGCUACCCCUGUGCAACCUCUGGGAGUCUCCUACAUUGAUGACCAUGUGAGAAGGAAAGAUUCUUCCCUGUAUAUAGGGAUCCUUUUCACAAUGUUGGUGUUUGGACCAGCCUGUGGAUUCAUCCUAGGCUCCUUCUGUACCAAAAUUUAUGUGGAUGCUGUCUUCAUUGACACAAGUGUCCUGGAGAUAACCCCAGAUGACCCCCGCUGGAUCGGUGCCUGGUGGGUAGGCUUCCUGCUCUGUGGUGCCUUACUCUUCUUCUCCUCUCUCUUGAUGUUUGGGUUUCCACAGUCCUUGUCCCCACACCCAGAUCCCACAGUGGAGAGUGAGCAAGCCAUGCUCCCUGAAAGACACUACGAGAGGCCCAAGCCCAGCAAUGGGGUCCUGAGGUACCCACUUGAGGCAGACAACAGCACUUCCUGUUUUCAGCAGCUAAGAGUGAUUCCUAAAGUGACAAAGCAUCUAUUGUCUAACCCCGUGUUCACCUGCAUCGUCCUGGCAGCCUGUAUGGAGAUUGCAGUGGUGGCUGGCUUUGCUGCCUUCCUGGGAAAGUACUUGGAACAGCAGUUCAACCUCACAACUUCAUCAGCCAACCAGCUGCUGGGGAUGACUGCUAUCCCAUGUGCAUGUCUGGGUAUAUUUCUAGGAGGUCUUCUUGUAAAGAAGCUCAGCCUGUCUGCUCUGGGAGCCAUUCGGAUGGCCAUGCUAGUUAACCUGGUGUCUACAGCAUGUUAUGUUUCCUUCCUCUUCCUGGGGUGUGACACAGGUCCUGUGGCUGGGGUUACUGUUCCCUAUGGAAACGACUCAGCACCCAGUGUAACUUUGGAUCCCUAUUCUCCUUGCAAUAAUAACUGUGAAUGCCAAACCGACUCUUUCACGCCAGUCUGUGGGGCAGAUGGCAUCACUUACCUGUCUGCUUGCUUUGCUGGAUGCAACAGCACGAAUCUCACUGGCUGUGCCUGUCUCACAUCCGUCCCCUCUGAAAAUGCAACAGUAGUUCCUGGGAAAUGCCCUAGCCCUGGUUGCCAAGAGGCCUUCCUUACAUUCCUCUGUGUGAUGUGUGUCUGCAGCAUGAUAGGAGCAAUGGCUCAGACUCCAUCUGUGAUCAUUCUCAUCAGGACAGUCAGCCCUGAACUCAAGUCUUAUGCUUUGGGGGUUCUAUUCCUGCUCCUUCGUUUACUGGGCUUCAUCCCUCCUCCCUUGAUCUUCGGGGCAGGCAUUGACUCCACCUGCCUGUUCUGGAGCACAUUCUGCGGCGAGCAGGGUGCCUGUGCCCUCUAUGACAACGUGGUGUACAGAUACCUGUACGUCAGCAUCGCGAUUGCCCUCAAAUCUUUUGCGUUCAUCCUUUACACCACAACGUGGCAGUGCCUGAGGAAAAACUAUAAACGAUACAUCAAAAACCACGAGGGUGGGCUCAGCACGACCAGUAAGAAAAUACAUGUUACCAAAAAAAAAAUCUUCAGAGAGAAUGGAUGGAGUCUCUCUAAAAAGAACCAUAAUUGGGACAACAGGGGAGAAGGUAAUGAAAUGCAAACUUGCCUUUUCUCUUUAAUCUCAAUGGUCACUGUCAUGAAGAAGCCCCCUUUAUAUUCACAACUACAUUUUGAAAGUAUUAUUUGCAGUCUGUCGAAGCUCACUUAGGUGGUGUUUGUGGGUAUCUGUAUACACAUGUGUAUGUUACGUUUUUUAAUGAAAGGAAAUGGGAAAUGAAAAAUACAUCUUAGGCUAUUAUUCCCGAGCACAAGCUGUUGAACAGCCAGGGGUGCCCCACUUUAAUGAAUCUUCCCACAAAAUACUGAAAGCCCUUUCCGUGGAUCAAAAUGUCAACAGUGUGUUCAAGGUCAGUCUCCGAUUUAAGAGGCUUUUGUCCAUGUAUUUUGAAAGUGACUGAACUUCAAACAGUUAAAGAGGGAACUUCUCAUUGUUUGGAAUAAGGAUCCCCUGAAAAACCUCUUGCUGGCAGAAGACUAAACUUUUGUGGGCAAGUCUGUGGGAGAGAGACAUUGGGCAUACACACAUGUGCAAGUAGACACACACACACACACACACACACACACACACACACACACUUUCACAGCAAGUGGGCCCAUUAAUCUGUUCUCCAUACUUGUUUGAUGACCUGGUUUCAAAUGUGGCAUUCCUAUGAACUUGGCCCAGAGCUGUCCCCAAAGGCUUAUUUUACCUUACUCAUGCAUUCAUAGUUCACACUCGGGAUUAAACAGCAAGGAAAAGAAAAUCCUAAAGGAAAAGGACACUGUACCAGCUACUCAACAAACAGGAAAUGAGGAGACUUGAUUCCAAGUACAGAACCAUAGAAAAUCAUCAAGCAAAGGAGAGAGGGGAUUGUGUAGCUAGUAUUGUGCUCGGUUGCCUGGGAGAUGAUGUUUUUUGAAAAAUAGUUCUUGAAUCUAUAUAAUUUUGGCAUAGCUUCAUCGAUUAAAAUAUACAUACUCAUCCAUCAAUUACAUAAUUGAUAGGGGUGAUAAUUUUACAGCUAGUCUAAAAAUACAUAUGGUUGUUAGUUAUGAUAUUUUUCUAUACAGGGUUGUUUUGUUUUGCUUUAUCUUUUCGUUUUGAAAAUAUAUUGUUGGUAGGUCUGACUGACCUGUUCAUUGUUCCAUACAUGGGCAGAAUUAUCAAGGCCCAGGUAUUUAGCCUUUCCAGAAGCCAUUUAUUUCUUUUUCAAAACCUGUAAAACCAAUGGCCAUUUGGAUUUUUUCUAAAGAUUCUCGAAUAUGUGAGAAUAUUGACACUUGGAAUAGUACUAGACAAGCAGAAAGUAACUCAAGGACUGUGCUUUAUCAGUCACUGAAUGGACAAUCAAAAGCUCCAUCUUACAAAGAAGACUCCAGAAAUGUCACCUUUCGAAAAUUGAAUUCUGGUGCUUAGUGAAGGGAAAAGCCAGCCCUUUUCUGGCUUUCUUUUUGUACUUAGGGGAAACACUGCCAUAGUCAACUCUUUGUUUGUAACUGAUGUUAAUGUUUGAGUGUGGGAAAGGAUGCUUCUAGUCUGAUUUCCAAUGGCCUUUACAGCCAUUACAAUGGAAGAAAAAAACAUGGAGACAGAACUCCUCCUAGAAAUGGAGUGCUCACAGUUCUUUGUCUUCUUUUCUUAGAACCUCAUCUCCUAUUUGGCAGGUUAAGUCACUUAACUAUAAAAUGUCUGGGGAUAGAUAAUUCACCCUUUCCCUGUUGGAAUUUUGAUAAGCUUUUAAUGCUAUAUAAAGAUCAAGAGCUUUUAACCAUUGUCCUAAUGUACUAUCACCCAGAAAGGUAUGCCCUUUUAGAAAUCAUUCACAAAAUAUUGGGAAAAAAUCAUAUCUUAGAAUUAUUUUUUCCCUAGAGAAAGGAGAAUUCCUUCACCUUUGGUUCACCAAAAUCAGUGGGAACCAAAGCCUUAUCAUUUUCUUCACCAUUUCAAAAAAGUAGGGUGGUAUUGCAUGCUGAGGAGCCUGCCACUCUAAAGGGCUUGAAGCAAACUCAGAAAAGAGUUAAUGAAAACAGGAAACAUACCUUCCCUAAAGCAUUCCCUAACCCCCUCCCCCAAGGAGUUUGUUAAUAGGGUUUAAUAGACAAAAUAAUAAAAGGGAGAUCAAGUCAUCUAAGAUCAAAAGAGAUUUAUAUAUAUAUAUAUAUGCACAUAUAUAUCACACACACACACAUAUAUACAUACAUACAUAUCUCACUUCAUAAACUUUAAAGCACUAUAUAGACUAAAAGGUGUUUACUUGGUAUUAAUGCCCCAUGAUACUCUGUCUUCCAACCACCCUGCUUCUCUUUUUCCUUUUCUUCUUCUUCCUCCUGCCCUUCUUCUUUCUUUUCCUGAGACUUUUAUACUGACACAUCAUUUCACAAAUGUUUCUUUCUUGAGUCCUAGGUCAGUUAUACUGAACCAGUCUAAUAAUCAUGGGCCUCAGUCCACAAUGGACCAACACAAGUGUGCAAGCAUGCAUGCUUACACACAACAACAACAACAAAAACAAUUGUAUACUACCAACAACAGAUUACUGUAGAGUUUGCCCAGGAGACAAAUUCUUCUGUAGUUGGUAAUUAAUAUUUCCCAUCACUUAGUAUGCUGGAUAGCUAUCAGAUACAUCAGAGUUAGGGGAACCCUUAAAAUGAAAGAAUCUUUGCUUAAAUACCUCAUAGAGUUCCCAUGAAGACCUUUUGUGGGGAAGAUGGUAUUGCUCCUUCUAACACAGGCUUUCCAGACAAAUCUCCAUGUUUCAUUUUGCUCUGUUUCCAUCAGAGUACAGUUUUCUUUAUUUCACCAUUGCAGUUAUAGUAUACUGUAUUCAAUCCACAAGUAGACCAUUGCUUUGUGAAUGGAGCCCUCAGAGAAUACCUCAGGAAUAUUAAGCAAUAAUGACUACCUUGUGGAAUAAACCACAACUGCUCUCCUAUAGUUAAACUAGAGACAAUGGGCACCACGGGUCAGGUUCUGUCUUUUCUUCCAGAAAACCAAGUCUUACUUUCCUUUAGCUCAGCAGAAUGAGUGGCAACUUAACAAUGAAGGAAAAUGCCCUCUGCCUUGUUCUGACUCUGGUUUCAUCCUGUCUUCAAUGGACUCAGAAAUCCACAUGUCUGAAAAGAAUACAGAGACUGAAGAGCAUUGCCUCAGAGAUAAUCCCAUUGUCUGGCUUGGCCUUUAUUUGUUUCCUCUCACAGGUCAUUUUUCUAAACCUGGGGCUGUUCACCUUAUGUUAGAAGCAAUUCAAACACUCAGAAAGUGCCAAGUGUUGAGGAGAGGUAGCUACUGUAUUUAGCUUGGCCAAGAGAAUUACUUUUAUGACAUAGACUAAGAACUCUUAGUUUAGGCCUCAGAAUAUGAGAAGAGAUUCCAGAGACAUUCACCAUAAUAAAGGUGAAGAUGAAGACUAGACUGAACUCCUUGAGGGCAGGGACUGAGGUUGGGGGGGGGCGGUUAUGCUUGUUU